AUGAGUAAGAAACCUUAUGUUUUGGCUGUUGGUAGUCUCAUGUAUGCCAUGUUAUGUACCAAGUCAAAUAUCUACUAUGCAGUGAGAGUCGUAAGCCAGUACCAAUCAAAUCUCGCAGUAGAACACUGGACUGCAGUGAAGCAUAUACUCAAAUAUUUAAAUAGAAUGAGGGAUUAUAUGUUGGUGUAUUCCAAUGAGAGUCUUGAAAUCCUUGGUUAUACGGACUUUAAUUUUCAAGCAGAUAUUGAUUCUAAUAAAUCAACAUCAGAAUAUGUAUUUACCCUAAAUGGAGGAGCCAUUUGUUGGAGGAGUGUUAAACAAACCUGUGUUGCUACCUCCGCAACUAAAGCUGAAUAUAUGGCUAUAUCUGAAGCUGCAAAGGAAGAUGUAUGGCUUCAGAAAUUCUUUUUGGAUCUUCAUGUGAUAUCAAGUGCAAAUCGGCCCAUUACCCUUUACUUGAUAACAAUGGGGCUGUAG
Molecule: messenger RNA, 477 nt
Organism: Ziziphus jujuba (common jujube)
Lineage: Eukaryota; Viridiplantae; Streptophyta; Magnoliopsida; Rosales; Rhamnaceae
Product: secreted RxLR effector protein 161-like
Exons: 1
Coding region: 1-477 (158 amino acids)
Source: RefSeq, a predicted model, not a curated record